AUGUCUGUCACCACCAUCACAGAGUCGUUGGCCUCAUUGGGCCUCAAAAAUGAAGCCUCCAUUGACGCAUCUUACCCAGAUUACAAUGUUGUCGAUGUCAUGAGAAACUACAUCACCAAUGAAUUGAACUCCAUCACUGGCAUCUCUAAGGAUAUUAUUUUCCCUGCUUUGGACUCGCCUUCCACGUUGGACAAGGGUGACCUUCUCGUGCCUCUCCCAAGAUUGAGACUUCCAAAGGGUACGGAUUUCAAGUCCAAGGCCACGGAGAUCGCUGGUGCUUUCAACAAAGGUGGCUUCUUGGCUGAUGUCAAGGCUGAGGGCCAGUUCUUGCAGUUUUUCUUCAACACAAAGACCCUUUACAAUCUCGUCAUCAAGGAUUCUUUGACCAGAACUACUGACUACGGUUACUUGCCCUUGGGUGUGGGAAAGAAGGUGAUUGUGGAGUUCUCUUCUCCAAAUAUCGCCAAACCUUUCCAUGCCGGCCACUUGAGAUCCACCAUCAUUGGAGGUUUCUUGUCCAACUUGUACGAGAAGGCCGGCUGGGACGUGACCAGAUUCAACUAUUUGGGAGACUGGGGUAAACAGUUUGGUUUGUUGGCUGUGGGUUUUGAGAAGUACGGAGAUGAGGCCAAGUUGGCCAGUGACCCUAUCAACCACUUGUUUGAGGUCUACGUGAAGGUCAACAAGGACAUCACCGACGAAGGUGAUGUUGUGGGAGGUACUAAUGACAAGGCCAGAGAGUACUUCAAGAGAAUGGAAGAUGGAGACGAGUCUGCUUUGGCUAUCUGGAAGAAGUUCAGAGCCUUAUCCAUUGAGAGAUACGUCGACACUUAUGCCCGUCUUAACAUUAAGUACGAUGUCUACUCGGGAGAGUCGCAGGUGUCCAAGGAAGUGAUGGACAAUGUCAUUGAGUUGUUUAACCAGAAAGGUUUGGUGCAUGAGGACAGAGGUGCCAAGUUGAUUGACUUGACCAAGUUCAACAAGAAGUUGGGCAAGUGUCUUGUGCAGAAGUCUGAUGGUACUUCAUUGUACUUGACCAGAGACGUCGGAGAGGCCAUGAAGCGUUAUGACAACUACCAUUUUGAUAAGAUGAUCUACGUGAUUGCUUCCCAGCAGGAUUUGCAUGUUGCUCAGUUCUUUGAGAUCUUGAAGCAAAUGGGCUUCGCCUGGUCCAAGAACUUGGAGCACGUCAACUUCGGUAUGGUGCAGGGCAUGUCUACCAGAAAGGGUACCGUUGUGUUCUUGGACAACAUCUUGGAGGAGACCAAGGACAAGAUGCACGAGGUGAUGAAGAGAAACGAGGCCAAGUACGCACAGAUUGAGGACCCCGAGAAGAUCGCCGACUUGGUUGGUAUUUCUGCCGUGAUGAUCCAGGACAUGCAGUCCAAGCGUAUCAACAACUACGAGUUCAAGUGGGACAGAAUGCUCUCGUUCGAAGGUGACACUGGUCCAUACUUGCAAUACGCCCACUCGCGCUUGAGUUCCGUGCAAAGAAAGGCGGGCAUUGCUGACGAUAAGUUGAAGAGUGCCAACUUUGACCUCUUGACUGAGGAGAGUGCUGCUAGCUUGAUCAGAACGUUGGCUCAGUACCCAGAUGUCAUCAAGAGAGCCUUGAAGACCGGUGAGCCAUCAACAGUUGUGACCUACCUCUUUAACUUGACGCAUAUUGUUUCGCUGUGCUACGAUACUUUGUGGGUUGCUGGCCAGGAGGAGGAGUUGGCUACUGCUAGAUUGGCAUUGUAUGCAUCAGCCAAGCAAGUGUUGUACAACGGUAUGGUGUUGUUGGGAUUGACUCCGGUGGAGAGAAUGUAG
Molecule: messenger RNA, 1812 nt
Organism: Sungouiella intermedia
Lineage: Eukaryota; Fungi; Ascomycota; Pichiomycetes; Serinales; Metschnikowiaceae
Source: the annotation of a GenBank genome assembly